AUGCGGGCGCCGGCGGUGAAGGCUUCCGCACCGGAGAAGAAGACGGUUAAGCGGAGGGGCCGGCCGCCGAAGUCCGGAGGGAAAAAGUCGCAGCUCGCCCUUCUUGGGGGAUGUGCACCUGGAAAUGCAUUUGCUCCACAUGUGCUGCGUAUCAAUCAGGGUGAGGUUCUCAACACUAGUGUAUCUAAAAAUUUAUUUGAGUACUGUAUGCCUGGAUUUCUCUUACUAUCUGCUUUUUUCACCAAGUUCCUGUUUCUGAAGAAAAAUGGGUGGGGUUCAGAAUCAGUGGAAGAAGAUUCAGCGAAGCUUCAUGACAAAUCCAUCUGCAUUCUAUCAGCCAAUGGCACGUUAUCAAGUGUAAACCUCCGUCUAUCUUCACAGUCAGGUGGCCUCAACAAUGCAGUUUACCAGGGUCACUUUGAGAUAAUUUCACUAAAAGGCUCUUAUCUGCUGUCUGAUGAGGAUUGCUCAGGAAACUGCAAUGGGGGUUUAAGCAUUGUAGUUUCCACUCCCUGUGGCAGCCUGUUUGGAGGUAGUGUUGGAGGGCCGCUGAUUGCUGCAGACCCUGUGCAGGUGAUUGCUGGGAGCUUCAAUUACAGGGUGAUAGAGGAAAAGGAGCCAAGCACCAGUGAGAGCGAACUUAGUGACCUGAAAGUACCCUGGGAGGUGGAUGCAAUGCCUUAUGAAGCUCCCUUUUCACCUUUGCCUCAGUUUGGGUGGUCCAGUCUUGAAGAUGUCGAACUUGGGCGCCAUGGUUUCGACCUGACCGAUGGGUAGCACUUGGCACUAGCUGUAUGAAGAUACUAUAUGAUAGAGAUAUGACACAACAGUUAUAAGGGGCGAACUGUUGAAAACUUGGAAUUCCAAAGAUAUUUCGUGGUCAGGAGAUUACUUACAAACUCAAGUGCAUAUUUCACAGGGGGAAAUAUUUUUUAAUUUUAGUUCUCAAAUAUUUAAAGAAGUGUAAAACUGGAGUGUCGUUCACUUAUUCAGGAACAUAAGUGUAG
Lolium rigidum is the source of this 1007-nucleotide messenger RNA. RefSeq names its product AT-hook motif nuclear-localized protein 10-like. Bases 1 to 777 code for a protein of 258 amino acids. Gene Ontology annotation, molecular function: minor groove of adenine-thymine-rich DNA binding. The transcript has 7 exons. The record is from RefSeq and is a predicted model, not a curated record. Lineage: Eukaryota; Viridiplantae; Streptophyta; Magnoliopsida; Poales; Poaceae.